AUGAGACUGUUGCCAAACAGCCCACGUGCCCCAUUGCAAGGGGGUACGUGGGCCAAUGCUGGCACCUGUGAGAGGUGCUCCAGCUCCCUAAAUAGGGCUCUGUGGUAUACUACUUCCUAUGGGUGCCCAGAACCGCCAUCCAGUAAGCGGAGGACUUGUGGGUCAGGGCCAGACUACUAUUGCAAGAACUGGGGAUGUGAAACCUUAGUAGAAAGAACUGAAUGGACUCCUGGGGGAGGGCAAGACAGACAUAUUCAGCUGAGGCGAGAAAAGACGAAGACCCCAGGAGACGGCUGGGAUAAAGAUUGCCCUGCCGAUAAUUGUAACCCAACGGUUAUUACAGUGCUCAAUCCCAGCGAUCUAGAGUGGAAGAAAGGAAGAACGUGGGGACUUAGACUUUAUGUACGGGGAACUGACCCGGGUACAUUCUUUACUGUUAAGCAACUGCCCAUACAGGGCCGACCCCUGCUUAGGGGUAAAGGAAGAUUACCGCCUAGACCACAGCCCCCUCUGACUAGGACCACUAACGGCCCUGACUAUAAUAUUACCAGUAGCCCCGAGAACUUGAAUGACUCUGUAACGGAAGGAAGCAUACAUAAGGAAGAAGUAACCCGAGUCCCUACCAAGGCUGAACUAGGUUAUGAAAUAUACCCGAGACAAGGGGCGAAUGCCCUAGGAAUAGUAGAGAAAGUAUUCCCACUAUUCAGUGAAACUCAGCCAGAGAUAACCGAGUCUUGUUGGCUGUGCCUGAGCCCGCGGCCUCCGUUCUAUGUAGGGUUAGGGAUGAAUUCCACAGGGACAGGAGGAUUUGUCAAAAUAAACUUAACAGACACAGAUUCCCAUCGAGAGCAGAGCCAAAUAGAAGAGUGCUUCACUGAAGGAUCCUUAACCCUAGCAGAGUUCCAUGGGAAGGGUACUUGCUACUUUACAGGAAAUCUCACCUCACCUGGCUCAAAUUAUACAGAUUAUUGUUUGAAUCAAGAGUUUAUGCCGGCUUCUGAUAAAACCUCAUUGUUAAAAGCCCCAGAAGGCAUAUGGUUCAUAUGUACCCAAGGGAUCUAUAAGUGUCUCAUGCUGACUAACCCAGAAUUUUGUGUAAGCGCAUACAUAAUCCCACAGGUGUAUCUAUAUGGAGGUAACCCUGAGUUCUUAACUGACUCCUCAGAGAGAGUAAAAAGAACCCCACUGUUGAUCCCUAUCCUAGCCACUUUAGGGAUAGCAGGAUCAGCUGUUGUAGGAACCACUGCCCUAGUGAAAGGUGAAACAAGUCUCAGGCAACUAUCCCAAACGUUCUCAAAAGACAUCACUCUACUCCAAGAUCAAAUAAUAUACUUAGAAAGACAAGUAGACUCCCUUGCAGCAGUAGCACUACAGAAUAGGAGAGGCUUAGAUCUCCUAUUUUUACAACAAGGAGGAUUGUGUGCAGCACUAGGGGAAGAAUGUUGUUUCUAUGCUAACCACUCUGGUGUUAUUAAAGAAAAUAUCAAAACCUUAACAAAAAGACUAAAAGACCGAUGA
Phyllostomus hastatus (greater spear-nosed bat) is the source of this 1518-nucleotide messenger RNA. RefSeq names its product endogenous retrovirus group S71 member 1 Env polyprotein-like. Bases 1 to 1518 code for a protein of 505 amino acids. The transcript has a single exon. The record is from RefSeq and is a predicted model, not a curated record. Lineage: Eukaryota; Metazoa; Chordata; Mammalia; Chiroptera; Phyllostomidae.